AUGUCCGCCUUCGCAGAUGGGACGGCAGGCCAACGCGCUCGUGGUGGCGGAAAGCGCAACGGCGGCAGGGCUGCCGCGGCCAAGGGCGGUCCCUCGGGCAGGCAGUCGCAGGAUGCGGAUGGAGGCGACGAGGGGGAUCAUGCCGAGCCGGAAGCUCGUGGUGGCGGAAAACGCACCGGCGGCAGGGCUGCCGCGACCAAGGGCGGUCCCUCGGACUCGCAGGAUGCGGAUGGUGGCGACGAGAAGGAUCAUGCCGAGCCGGAAGCUCCUGGUGGCGGCAUACGCAACGGCGGCAGGGCUGCCGCGGCUAAGGGCGGUCCCACGGGCAGGCAGUCGGAGGAUGCAGAUGGUGGCGACGAGGGGGAUCAUGCCAAGCCGGAAGCUCGUGGUGGCGGCAUGCGCAACGGCGGUAGGGCUGCCGCGGCCAAGGCCGGUCCCUCGGGCUCACAGGAUGCGGAUGGUGGCGACGAUAAGGAUCAUGCCGAGCCGGAAGCUCGUGGUGGCAGCAUGCGCAACGGCGGCAGGGCUGCCGCGGCUAAGGGCGGUCCCUCGGGCAGGCAGACGCAGGAUGCGGAUGGUGGUGACGAGAAGGAUCAUGCCGUGCCUGCAUGCUGUGGCGUUAACGAUCAUGAUGAGGACGAGCCAGCAGCUGUGACUGAUGGGAAAGGUGGAUGUGAAGCUGUGAUUCCCUACCAACGGCGCAAGGCUGUGGAUCCGGGCAGUUGCGACCAUAAGGCGAUACAAGCUCGACGCGGCCCCAAUGUGCACGUUUUGAGCUCGUCUGGUUCCGAGGAAGAUUCGAGCGACAGUGAGUCGGGCAGCUCAUCCAGGAGUGAGGAGGUAUACGAGGACGAGGUUGAGGAGGAGGAGGACGAGGAUGAUGAGGAGUUGGAGCCGGAGAGCGAGGAUGGGGAGGAGGCUCGGCCUUUGCAGAGGAGGAGUGUGAGGAAGCUCAAAAAGGGCAACGCUAAGCAAAAGUCGGAGAGGGGACGGGUAAAGAUCUGUAAACAGAGUGUGCGUCGUGCCAAACCACAAGGCAAGCGCCAGAGACCUCGAUUCGAAGCUAAAAUAGUGGGUGUGCGUAGCAAGGCGAAGCGGGAGUUGAAUUUUUACGAAUCAAUGGGGAUACGAUGUCCAUCAAGCUCUCAUGAACGGCAAGCCGCGGACCCGUACGCUGCGUUACGCGAUCCGAGGGGUUCGGCUGGGAAGGGAGAUCAGAUGGCUUGGGGGUCAGCGCGGUUUGGCAAAGAAGCGACGGACCCGCCCCCCAACCAUAUGGGGGGUCGCGCGGUUCAUGUGAAGAACGAGGGGGCAACGAAGCGGCACGAACCCUCGGUAGCUGCAGCAGCGAAUGACGGUCUGGGAGGUGUGUGGGCGAAUGCCUUGGGUGAAUGUGGCGGCGGUGUGGAAGGCUCCAUGUGGGAUAUACGGGAGAGCAGGGGAGAAGGGGGGGACGAGAAAAUGGAUCCAGCGACUAAGGAGGGGAGGGGAGAGAGCAUGGGCACACCUGGCGCAUCCAGUCGGCCGGAUGUGGCUGGCGGCAGGACUGUGGAGCAGCUCAUGCGAGAGCUUGCCCAGCGGGAUCGCGAAAUCGCUGCACUCAAGGCAAGGCCAGGAUCAAAAGGAGCUGUCAAGCCCUGCACCCCUCCAUCUAGGCCUCCUCCUCUAGCAUCUCUGUCGAGCGGCCCAUCUAUAGGGAGCCUCGAUCCAGACGUGGCGCCAGAAAGCCCAGCGACGGUAGACGUAGCGGUCCGUCGAACGCGUGGGAUGCCCACACCCAAGCUGCUGAAGAGCCCCUGUUCAUGGUGCUGGGGGUGGUGUGGGUGUCAUGCGGCGGAGGGAAUAGAGGAAGCCGUAUCCGUCAAUCCCACGCGGCCCCCUUUCUGUCCGCCGCUCCUCCCUCCCCUCUCUAUCCCGUCCCUCUCCCUCGUCGUCCAGAGCCACUGUAAAAGAGCUCAUGUUCAUGGUGCUGGUGGUGGGGUGGGUGUCAUGUGGCGGAGUGAUCAGCCCAUGUUCAUGGUGCUGGGGGUGGUGUGGGUGUCAUGCGGCGGAGGGAUAGCUAAGCAUAGCAGUCAUCCUUUAUCUCACUCCCCGCUCUCUCCCAUCCCUCCCCUCCCUCUGCAAGAGCCCAUGUUCAUGGUGCUGGGUGUGAGCCCCUGUUCAUGGUGCUGGGGGUGGUGUGGGUGUCUUGCGGCGGAGGGAAUAGAGGAAGCCGUAUCCGUCAAUCCCACGCGGCCCCCUUUCUGUCCGCCGCUCCUCCCUCCCCUCUCUAUCCCGUCCCUCUCCCUCGUCGUCCAGAGCCAUUGUAAAAGAGCUCCUGUUCAUGGUGCUGGUGGUGGGGUGGGUGUCAUGUGGCGGAGUGAUCAGCUCCUGUUCAUGGUGCUGGUGGUGGGGUGGGUGUCAUGCGGCGGAGUGAUAGCUCACCAUAGCAGCUAUCCUUCCUCUCCCUGCACCCUCUCUCCCAUCCCUCCCCCACCUCUUCCAGAGCCCAUGUUCAUGGUGCUGUUGUUGCUUAACGUUGGUUCUUCUCCCACUGUCCCCUUCUCCCGCCCCCCCUUUAAUCUACACCUCUCCCCUUCCCUCCCGCCAUCCCGUUCUCUCCCUCCCUCCAUUUCUCUUCAGCCCUCCCCUUCUAUCCCGCCCUCCAUGUCUCUCCUGCCCUCCCCCUCUCCCCUGCCCUCCCCUUCUCUCCUGCCCUACCCUUCUCUCCCGCCCUUCCCUGCUCUACUGCCCUCCAGCCAACCCUCCAUUCAUUCUAAACCGCCCUCCACUUCGUCCAUACCCUUUGGACAACCCCUAAACCAUGUCGUGCAUGAUCUUCGUCCCCGCCUUGUCCUGCGUGCGUGCAGGAGGGAAUCAACGGGUCAGCUCGUGGGGAAACAGCAGAGACGGGCUCCCGUUUGCCAACGGCCGGUUGACCAGGGCUUGGCAAAGGUUAAGAAGACCGACUGGAACGUCUCGAACUCCCACCGCAAGAACACCGAGUGGAUGACGGGUUUGCACCGAAAUGUGCGGUGGAUUAUCAAGGACCACUUCACACGCCACACCCCCGUGUACAACACAGUCGUGCAGGGCUUCAAGUGGGGCGACCGUGGCCUGUAUGUUCACGAGUCAGGAUUUGAGGCGUUCAAAGGGAAGGCCGUGCCUGACGAGGAGAAGAAGGACUUGAAGGAGGAAGAGCAGGAGGUGUACGACGUGGAGGACUUGAAGACAGAUGACGAGGAGGAUGACGAGGAUCAGGAGGAGGAGGAGGAGGAGGAGGAGGAGGAGGAGGAGGAGGAGGAGGAGGAGGAGGAGGAGGAGGAGGAGGAUGAGGAGGAGGAACAAGGCAUUGGUGGAGACAGCAAGGGGGGCAGCACGCCAGGCAAGAAAGUAGAGUCAGCAUGGGGGGUGGCACGGGCGGCAAAAGCGUGGAGUCAGCAAGGGGGGCAGCAGUAG
Closterium sp. NIES-65 is the source of this 3438-nucleotide messenger RNA. Lineage: Eukaryota; Viridiplantae; Streptophyta; Zygnematophyceae; Desmidiales; Closteriaceae. The record is from the annotation of a GenBank genome assembly.